ACCUGGGGCUGGGGAGCGGGGGGGGAGCCGCGGGCCGGGCCUCGCUACAGUCUCUUCUCCCCUUUAGCUGCGGUGCCCCCUGCGCGCAGCGGCGCCGCCUGCACACCAUGACGCGCGGAGAGAAGAAAGCUGACUAUACCACAUCACCUAUCCGUGGAUCUGGAGAUGGCAUGGAAACUGAGCAGCCACCUGAACCUGUAGAAGUAAUAUCUAGUGCACAGACUACAAGCCAUCAUAUCCAUCAUAUCCCGCACAAAAAGACAGUACCUUCACUGAGUCCUGGAGUUCUUCAGCUAGGAAAAGUAAAUGCUGACAAAUCAGUGGAGAUUGAAGCUGUUCGAAUCCUGGUUCCCAAAGCAGCUAUAACUCAUGUUGUCCCUACCAAAAAUGCUAAGUUGGCUAAAUCAGGGGGACACCAUAAAGGAGAGACGUUAUGUCAGUUAGAUGGAGCUGAAGAUGCUAAGAAAGAGCUGUUGGAGUUAAAAAAUGCAAUAGAAAAGCUAAAAAAUUCAGAAAGGAGACUGCUACAGGAUAAGGAAGGGCUCUGCAAUCAGCUGCGUGUACAGACAGAGGUCAAUCGAGAACUGAAGAAGCUGCUUGUUGCUUCUGUGGGAGAUGAUCUACAAUAUCACUUUGAGCGCAUGGCCCGGGAGAAAAAUCAGCUGAUCCUAGAAAAUGAAGCCCUAGGACGAAACAUGUCACAGCUGUCUGAGCAAUUGGAGCGGAUGUCUAUACAGUGUGAUGUGUGGCGGAGUAAAUUCCUGGCAAGCAGAGUCAUGGCCGAUGAGCUAACAAAUGCCAGAGCAAUUCUUCAGCGUCAAACCAGAGACGCGCAAAGUGCAAUUCAGGAUCUGUUGAGUGAACGUGACCAGUUCCGUCAAGAAAUGAUUGAUGCCCAGAAAGUGUUAGAGGAGCUACUGGUUUCUCUCCAGUGGGGAAGGCAGCAGACAUACUAUCCUAGUGCUCAGCCUCACACAACAGCAGAGCUGGCUGCUGUGAACCAUAAGCUGGCCAAAGCAGUGAGUUCCCACCUUCUUGGAAAUGUGGGCACUGGCAGUCCAAAAAAGACUUCCCUGCCAACAGAGUUCUGCAACACACCUGCUGAGAAAAUGGCUGAAAUGGUGCUACGAGUGCUGGAUCCAGCUACAUGUACAGAAACACCACCAGAAGUUCCCUUCUCUGAGUCCUCCCCAUCUUCCUUCCUUUCCACAAAGAAGAACAUUGGACGGUUUCACCCAUACACCAGAUAUGAAAACAUAACAUUCAAUUGCUGCAAUCACUGCCAGGGUGAACUGAUAGCUCUUUAAGUCUCACAGUGCUUGAGAAUAAAGCCCAUGUACUUGCAAAUAUGCUGUAUCUUCCCAUGAACAAUACUAUUUUCCAUUCUUUGCUAUGCCUUUCCUGGGGAUGACUUUCUUAUACUAGAUAUAAGUUUACACUUCUGUAUCUCUAAUGCUUAAGGACCAUGUACACUACACUCUGGGAUAUUUUUUUUCCCAGAGCUGGAAUAUAGUCAAUACAAUUUGUGCCUAUCUACAAAGGCUAUAAAGCAUUACAACAAAAAAAUUCCAGUGUAGGUAGGCCCUUAGCUGUAUAAGAUCAGUUGUUAUGUUAUGCAAUAUUAAUGGAUUUCUGCUCAGGGCAAGACAAAACAUGAAGCUAUUUAAGAAGAAUAACCAGCAAGUUUCCCAUUUGGAACUUUUGGAUGGUGCUUCUCUUUAAAAAUAAGCUGGAUGUGUGUUAACUGGAGAAACGUCAAGUUGUGGCAGCAUUUUCAGCUGAAAAGGCAUUGGAAUACACAAUCAGUUCCAUGCUUUAUUUAUUUUUCUCUAUACUAUAUGACAGACUUUUCUGGGAUGCUGUGUUUUUAUUCUAGUAACUGAGUUACAAAAGCAGGUGCAAUGACAUCAGUAUUCUGAAUUUUUAUCCUGAAGCCUGUCAAAAAACCCCCCAAACAACAACUUGAACUCUACGUACGAUAUUUAAAAAGGAUUUUUUGUUGAAUGGAAUGUGGAAGCUUGAGAGUGCGGUGAGGUUAUUUAUGUUUGCACAAGGUUGAAACAAGGGGAUAGAACCUUUGUUUUAACUUACAGAACCAAACUACUGUAUAGCUGAUGCAAAAAUAGGGCAGUGGCUCUAGUGCAUUAUCUCUGAAAACCAAAAUGUAUCCUAUUCCUAGAUCCCAGUUCAUUCUCAACCUCUUCCCUGUGUACAGCACCUCUGAAAAGGAUGAGGAUCAGGUACUACAUGUGGAUAGGCAGUAGAAGAAUAGUUUUUACUUACCUGACUUCAGUGUGAUUGAAGCAAGUUGAAAUACAGCCAGAGAAGAUUUAUUUUGGCAUUCCAUUCAACCAAAUUAGUUGAGAGUUGAAGGGUGCAAAUCCAUCAUCACAUGAAGGCACUUAAGAGUCUUACUCGUAGAAUAAUCUAUGCAGAUAGUUUACAGACCUCUAGUAUCCUGCCAUUCACAAGAGGCAUAACAUACAUGCCCUGUGUAUGUAAUUAAAGAAGAGGUUUCCAAAACAGUCAUUAAUGUUUAUCUGGUAAAUCUUGUACCAUGUAUAGGGAAUGUAAGUUUUACUUUCCUGUCUGCUACUGUUGGCCAUGCUUUGGCCUGUGCAAUGACAAUUUUGCAAUAAACCUCCUUUGCACAUUA
Alligator sinensis (Chinese alligator) is the source of this 2656-nucleotide messenger RNA. It is a transcript of the gene BLZF1, whose product is annotated as basic leucine zipper nuclear factor 1. Gene Ontology annotation, cellular component: Golgi membrane. The transcript is spliced from 6 exons. The coding region runs from base 108 to 1307 and encodes 399 amino acids. Gene Ontology annotation, biological process: Golgi organization; Golgi to plasma membrane protein transport. The record is from RefSeq and is a predicted model, not a curated record. NCBI's taxonomy places the organism in Eukaryota, Metazoa, Chordata, Crocodylia, Alligatoridae.